AAAAAAGUCUCUUUUUUUGGCAGAGUUUUUUCCGUGUGUGUGGGGAUUUUUGAAGUGUGGCAUACGACUGCCCUCAUUGUGUUUUCUUGUUUGAAUUCCAUUGGGACAUGCAAAAAAGUAAUAGUCAAAAAGGUGUUCGAUUUCGUCACUUUUAUAGUAGGAUUCUACACGUGUUGAUGGGAUUAUCCUGGGCGGUUUUUUUUCCGUAAGUUCUUUUUUUGAGCACAGUGUGGAAUGUCAAAGAGGAAAAGAACAUCCCCACGUUUUCUUAAAGAUUCAAAACUUUCAUUUACUUGUAGCAUUAUAAAAGAAAGUGGGGAUUGGGGGCUCCCUUCUUUGUGUGUGUGAUCCUUACGAACGCACAGGCACUGUUUUCUUUUUGUCCCUCAUAGAUUUCGUUUCUUGUCUUGCUGUGACUCUACAGUCGGCAAGUCAAACGAAUAAACAACCGCAAUCAUGGUCAAGGUUACGGAACUAUUGACCUUGGCGCUCUUGUCUGUGGCCACUGUGGGUGCCAUUAACCCAGCGAGCGUGCCUGAGCAGUCGCAGCAUGCACGGUAUCGAGCAGCUCCCCGGGGAUCCUUAUUGUCUGUUGUCCCCGUUGAUGGUGCAGAGUUCCUGGCAGGCCAGCAUUAUGACAUUUCCAUUGAGUUGCACGCCGUGGACACCCAGACACCGCCCCCGUUCACUGCACUCCAGGCUACCAUCAACGGCCAGCCUUUUGAAAACUUUUUUAGCAAGUCCUAUUCACCGGUCGAGACAUGGAAUUACACGUACUUUGUCGACAGUGCUGCGCGCGAUUCCCACAAACAGACUCUUGUCGGUGUGAGCCGGAUUGCACUUCGCAGUGUCAAGAUUGACAAGGCCGGGGAAUACAAGGUGUCUGUUCAAGUAGAUGGUGGAAAGGAGAAAGUCGAGGCUGUUUGGAAGGUUCGAAGCUUUGGUGCAAAGAGGUGGGUCAAGAACUUGGUGUUGUUUAUUGGUGAUGGUAUGGCGCCGACCAUGAUUUCAGCUGCUCGUUACAUUUCCAAGCAGACCACUUUUGGCAAAUUUGGCACAAACUUUCUCAACAUGGAACUCCUCGGUGCCAUUGGCAAGAUUGCGACAAACGGUCUCGACUCUAUCAUUACUGAUUCCGCCAACUCUGCUCAUGCGUACAACACUGGACACAAGUCUUCCCUCAAUGCUCUUGGAGUCUACCCAGAUACCUCUGGGCCAUCUUUGGACGACCCCAAGGUGGAGACCUUGGCUGAGAUUCUGAGGCGGACUCGACCUGACAUGUGUAUCGGUAUCGUCACGACGGCCGAGGUUCAAGAUGCUACGCCUGCUGCAGUUUUCAGUCAUACCAGGUUGAGGGGUGACAAGGCCAUUAUUACCGAUCAGAUGAUCAACCCCUUCAACUUCCAAAACAUCACCUGGGAUCCCAAACCCGUUAAAGCUGAUGUCUACAUGGGCGGUGGUGGAAAAUACUUUUGCAACACCAACAGCACGGACCCGGCCCAAAAGUCACUUUGCUCAUCCCUCAAAAACCAAGACUAUUACGAAAACUACCGCAAGAACGGAUACACCGUCGUAAAGUCCCAGCAAGAGUUGGAUGCUUACAACGGCAACGGACCCAUUGUUGGAAUCUUUGCGCUGAACAACUUGGAUACCUGGAUUGAGAGGACUUUGUGGAAGGACAAUCUCAAAAUCAUAAAGUCCCACCCGGACGGAAACGGACAGUCUGCGACUGAACAGCCCGGUCUGCAAGCCAUGACGCUCAAAGCGAUUGAAGUCAUGGACCGCCGGUGCAAGGACGGUUGGUUCCUCAUGUCUGAAGGAGCGUCCAUUGACAAGUCGAUGCAUCCGAUGGACUUUGACCGUGGUCUCGCUGAUCUCUUGGAACUCGACCGCACUAUCAAAGCCGUCAAGGAAUACGAUGCCGCACACUACCAGGGUCAAACCGCCAUCAUUGUCACCGCGGACCACUCGCAAGCGUUUGACGUCUACGGCAGCGUAGAUACCCAAUACUUUAACCAACUCCCCUCGAACGACGACCUCAAAAUCGGCUCCAACGCCACCGAAGUGCAAAAGAGCCUUCAAAUACAAAAGCGCUUUGCCAUUGGCGGUGCAUGGGAAACGGGCUGGCCCACCCUCAUUACAGAUCCGACAACGGAUGUACCGACUCUAGAAACAAUUGAAGCACCCCGGUACAAGCUCGCAGCAGGCAAAGUGGAUGCAGUCCCUCACCACGAAGACUUUCAAAUCCGAAAGAAACCCUCCCCAAACACGACACCUCUCACCCGCGAACCGGCUAUUGUUGACAAGGGCCUCAGCGCGAUUUUCGGAAAAGAUGUUGGAGUGCCUAACCCUGCCGAUGAUAACCUAGAUGGCCACGGCUCCAUCUCUGUAUCGCCCAACUUGAAUCCAGAGGAAAUUGUCAGUCAGCACUCACUUCAAGCUGUCGAUUUGUACUGUGCCGGACCCGAUCAUGUUAAGAUGAGGUGUUCGAGAGUGAUGGACAAUACAGAGUUGUUUUUCAUUAUGGCGGAUGCUCUUGGAUUGGGUUCCGAUAGCUCCAAUUCGGAACUUCCCCCAGGUUCCGUCUCCUCAUCAAUGCACAGCGCCGUCCCCUCAGCGCUGUUGACAACCGUCCUCGUCGGUCUGGUUGCAAUGUUAUUCUAGUCUCUUGAGAAAAAAAAAACGUACAUUU
Molecule: messenger RNA, 2692 nt
Organism: Spizellomyces punctatus DAOM BR117
Lineage: Eukaryota; Fungi; Chytridiomycota; Chytridiomycetes; Spizellomycetales; Spizellomycetaceae
Exons: 10
Coding region: 457-2664 (735 amino acids)
Biological process (GO): dephosphorylation
Molecular function (GO): alkaline phosphatase activity
Source: RefSeq, a predicted model, not a curated record